Messenger RNA from Cicer arietinum (chickpea), 719 nucleotides. Lineage: Eukaryota; Viridiplantae; Streptophyta; Magnoliopsida; Fabales; Fabaceae. The record is from RefSeq and is a predicted model, not a curated record.
UUUAUUUACUAGAUCUAAGCUUCCAUUCGAGAAGUGACAGAAGAAAAAGUUGUUCAUCGCCACACUGCGGUGCUAGUGAUCUAGUUUUCGACGCGACGUCACGAACUUAAAUUUUACCGGAAUUAAUUACGGUACCGUAAUCGCGUGUUAGAGCUAUCGUUAAGAUGAUACCCGAGUUCAUUCCACCGACUGUUACCUUGACGACGGAGACGUCGUUAGACUUCCCUGAUCGAGACUCGCCGACUGCUUGGGUAUAUGACCCCAUCUCAAGCAGGGCCACUUAUACGGGGAGGGUAGUGAGGACUAGUAGGAAAGCUGGGGCAGUAUUUUUUGUGGAACUCACUCGCGAGAAGAUUGAUUAUCCGGUACCUUCCGGAUUAGUGCUUGGGAUGAGUGGAGCUUGGGAAGAUGCGAAAGAUUCCUCAGUUAGAGUGGAGGCAGAGGCCGUUGUGGGAGCUGAGGAUACAGUGGUUGGACCAGGGACUGGCAGAAAGGACAAGGGGCUGAUGCCCAUGGAGCGAGAGAUUGUAGGGCCAUCUAGGCGGGCCGAGUCAGAGCUUCCUCUUCCAGUGAAUGAUCCUUUACCGACUGUCACUAAAGUAGCAGACUGUUUUGAGGUCCCGGCACCGCCGAAGCCCCCUAUCUCGUGGGUGGAUCUUACUUCUGAGGAGAGCGAUCCAUCUAUAUAUGUUGAUGAGGAUGAGGAUUCUGUUGUUUGA